Schistosoma rodhaini is the source of this 2143-nucleotide messenger RNA. The record is from the annotation of a GenBank genome assembly. Lineage: Eukaryota; Metazoa; Platyhelminthes; Trematoda; Strigeidida; Schistosomatidae.
UUUGAACCAUUUGAAUCCACAGCAUCGACCAUGUGACCUUCGCGUAAAAUUAAGCUUCAAGGUGUCUCGGGCUUUUUUUCUUUCUAGUCACUUAAUUUUCACAAGGAUAUCGGUUACUCGAAUUGAAAUAAAGGAUUUACUAUCGCAUACUUUAUCAUUACUUAAUGACUUUGAUUGACUGUCAAAAUAGCUCUGUUUAAAGGUGAACUGCAUUCGUGAAUUUCUAUCAAAUUAUUAAACUCUUGUUCCCCCAUGAUUUGGUACGGAUUCACAAUAUCUUACGAAACACUGAUUUAGGGGGGGAUAAUAAGUUUCGUUUCUUUUAGAUUUUGUUUUGAAUUUCGCAAAGUGUACAAUCAGUGUUAAAAUUAUAACAACUUAUCGUUUUUAAUAACAUAAGACCUAAUGAACGGGACGAAAAUCUAGCUUAUACGCUGCAUAUAGAUCCUGGUGCUCGUUACUUUUACGCGUAGUCAGAACGGAGUUGAAGAUCUCAAUGUCCGUCGUGAAUAACCGUUCGGAAAAGGUGGGAUCGUGGUAUUUUGGAGGAAUAGCUAGCGCUAUGGCAGCUGCAUGUACUCAUCCGUUAGAUCUUAUCAAAGUUCAUUUACAAACUCAACAAAAGAAGCAGUUCGGGAUGGUUAGUAUGGGGAUUCAUGUAUGGAAACAAGAUGGAGUUUUAGCGUUUUACAAUGGAAUAAGUGCUUCGAUCUUGAGACAACUUACAUAUUCUAUGACUCGAUUUGGAAUUUACGAAACGUAUAAACAGUCUAAAAAUGCCCCCUUGCCAUUCAGUGAAAGCUCAUUAAUAGCCUUGGCUUCUGGAUUUUGUGGCGGUGUUGUUGGUAACCCAGCUGACAUGAUUAACGUCAGAAUGCAAAAUGAUAUGAAACUUCCUAUAAAUGAACGACGAAACUACAAAAAUUGUAUCGAUGGAUUAAUUCGUGUAGUUCGUCAUGAAGGUGGGAUCAAAUUAUUCAAUGGAGUCAGUAUGACUGCUUCUCGAGCCGCAUUUAUGACAUUAGGACAAUUAGCUUUUUAUGAUAAAUUUAAAAUCAUGCUUAUUAACUCUGGUGGAUUUGAAGACAAACCUUUGACGCAUUUGAUUGCAAGUUCUAGUGCAGCUGGCGUUGCAACUUUUAUUACCCAACCAUUUGAUGUAAUGAAAACUCGUCUAAUGAAUGCUCCUCCAGGAAAGUAUUCCGAUCUGAUGAGCUGUGCUGUCGAUCUUGCAGUUACUGGUCCAUUAUCUUUUUUCAAAGGUCUUAUUCCAUCAUUCAUCCGUUUAGCACCGCAUACUGUAUUAACGUUUGUAUUCCUUGAACAAUUGAUUUUUAAUUUUGGACAUUUACCGCCUUCAAAAUAAUGUUUAAAAAAUAGGAAAAGUAAAAACGUUUAUUAUUGUCUGAUUGAAUAUUCCAGAAAAAGUUUUAAAAUCUAUUAAUUUAAAUCUCAUGCAAAACAUUGGAAGUAACUUCACAUUUUUAUGACUUUUGUUUAGUCCCAAAAAUGGAUUUCUAAAGAAUAAAUGUUCAACAUACAAUCCAUCUUUGUACACACUGACGCGCUUAUUGAUCUUAUCUUGUUUGUUUUUACUGUAAACUAUUUUUGCAUUUACACUUGUUAUUACUACAGAAAACGAUAAAGAAAUUGAAUGUAAAAUUUUCCGGUGUUUUAUGGAUCUGUUUACCAUUUAUUUAUGUUUAUAUUGGUAGAAAUGAAUCACUUCUUGUUUUAUUUUCUUCUCUCCUCUUCUCAAUCCAAUGAUUCCUUAUAAAACCUCAUUUGAUCUCCUCGUAAAUGCCCUUACGCAUACAACUUUUUCAUGUGAUCAUUUACUUUUAUUUGAGAGGAGAGUUGAAAAAUUGAAUGAGAUUAUCCACCUCGUAUCAAUAUAUGUUUCAGGAUUAACUUUACUAUAUAAAACCUAUAUACUAUUAUUGAGGCAACAAUUCACUCCUAGUUCUACUUCCACAUUCGAUAAACCCAGUCAUUAUAAAUCUUUUCCAAUUUUUGAGAAGUUAUUUUUGUUCAUGCUACUACUGAGAGAGUGGAAGUUGUGCUUUUAUAGUUUUUAACUAUUUACGUAAUUUUUUUACUUUUGCUAAAAUCUGAUUGAAAAUAAACAUUCAGCAAUCAAAAA